ACAUUCCCAAAGCAAAGACUCACUUAGUUGGGAACAUUCAUUGAGUCAAGAGGCGAGACAGAUUUUAAAUUGUAUUUGUUGAUUUUUAUUUUAUUUUGUGGCCUUCAUUUUAUAUACAUUAUGAGUUGCUUAUCGAGAUUCCGUCUGAUUACGUUUGAUGUUACUGACACUUUAAUCAAGUUUCGAACAGCUCCUGGAAAGCAAUACGGCGAAAUUGGAGCCUUAUUCGGUGUAAAUCAAGAUGAUCAUCACGAUCUAGUCGCUAAUUUUCGUGCCAAUUGGAGAAAGAUGAACAGAGCUCAUCCGAAUUUUGGACUUAAAACGAAAAUCGGAGAACGGGAGUGGUGGCGUCGAUUGAUAAGAGGCACGUUUGAUGCUCACAAAUUGUCAGAUGACAAGAUCAGCAACAUGACGAAUUACUUAUUAGAUUUAUACAAAACAUCAACAUGUUGGCAGUUAACUUAUGGCACCGUCGACUUCUUGAAUUACCUGAAACUUCAGAAACAGUACGCAAGUCAAAAUGGAAAGUUUGAGCCGCAUUUUAAACUCGGUGUCAUUAGUAACUUCGAUUCUCGUCUUGACGUUCUGCUGAGAAACAUGAAAUUGAAUCAUUACUUUGAUUUCGUGUUGAGUUCUUAUCAAGCAGGUGUUGAGAAGCCUGACAAAGAGAUUUACCGGAUCGCAAUGAAAUCGAGUGAGUUGAAAGAUUUAAAGCCAUCGGAAUGUCUGCAUAUUGGUGAUACGCCAGUCACAGAUUACUUCGGUCCUCGAAGUGCAGGUUGGUAUAGUUUACUCAUUCACGAAAGGCCGGUUGAAAAGCUCAGGGAGAAAUAUGGAGACAAAAUCGAAGACCAUCACGUGUAUCAAAACUUUAUAGAUCUUCACAAGGACAUCUCAAACGAUUACAUCAAAUGGUGAACCAAUUAUAUUACAUUCCAAUGUGUUGUUAAGUGUUGAAAUGUUCUGUAGUAACAACACAAUACGUGUUUAAAUAAAAUUCUAUUUAAUCUUAUAAUUUUGGUCUCCUUUCUACCCCAAUCGACCAAUGAUCAUCCUAAAACAUAAUAAAACAUUUCGAAGACGGUUUUUGUUUGAUUUUCAAA
Clunio marinus is the source of this 1103-nucleotide messenger RNA. The record is from the annotation of a GenBank genome assembly. NCBI's taxonomy places the organism in Eukaryota, Metazoa, Arthropoda, Insecta, Diptera, Chironomidae.